ACAUCCAUGCAGGGAUUGACAGCAUGGAGUUGAGGCUGAAUCCAGGAAUGUACAACACUCUCCUCUGCAUCGGGAUGGUCUAUUUAGGAGCUGGUGGUUUCCCGUCAGUGGUGGCUCUAGGUGCCAGCAUCAUUUGCAAUAAGAUGCCUGGCCUUGCCCCGCGCCAGCGAGCCCUGUGCCAGAGUCGUCCAGAUGCCAUGAUUGUGAUUGGAGAGGGGGCACAGAUGGGGCUGGAUGAGUGUCAGCAUCAAUUCAGGUACAACCGCUGGAACUGUACUUCACUCGGCGAGAAGACGGUCUUUGGACAUGAGAUGAAAUUAGGUAGCAAAGAGACAGCCUUCGCAUACAGCAUCAUAGCAGCGGGAGUGGCCCACGCGGUCACACAGGCCUGCAGCCAGGGCAACCUGUCUGACUGUGGCUGUGACCGGGCCAAACAUGGCUACUACGACCAAGAGAAGGGCUGGAAGUGGGGUGGCUGCUCGGCUGACAUUGAGCACGGCAUCACCUUCUCCAGGCGCUUCCUCAAUGCCCGCGAGGUGAAGCGGCAUGCCCGAAGGCUCAUGAACCUGCACAACAAUGAGGUGGGAAGGAAGGUUUUAAAGGACAGCAUGAGAAUGGAGUGCAAGUGUCACGGGGUAUCGGGAUCAUGCACCAUCAAGACCUGUUGGGUGACCCUGCCUGCUUUCCGGGAGGUGGGCUUCGCCCUGAAGGACAAGUAUGGGCAGGCAGUGCAGGUGGAGCCUGUGCUGGCAGGCCGAGGGCACCAGCCCACCUUCCUGAAGGUCCUUAAGACACCCCACCUCAAACCACUGCCCACCGAUCUGGUCUACAUUGAGCGCUCGCCUGACUACUGUGAGGAGAGCCCAGCAGCGGGCAGCGUGGGUACCCAGGGACGCCGAUGUGAGCGCACCGGCCCAGGGAAGCCAGGCAGCUGUGAGGUCCUGUGCUGCGGCCGUGGAUACAGCACCUUCCAGUACACCCGAACCUGGCAGUGCAACUGCAAGUUCCACUGGUGCUGUCAGGUCACGUGUAGCCAAUGCAGUGAGAGGACUCAUGCCUAUACAUGCAACUAAGGGUCAAGUACUGCCCAGAGCAAUGGGAUCUUUCUGCUCCCAAGGAACCAUGGUACGGUUGCCGGACCCUUAUAAUUUCAUCCCGCCUUGAGCUGACAACCUCCCUUCUGGGCUAAGCACCGCCUUGCAAUGAGGCUUCA
This is a messenger RNA of Stegostoma tigrinum, 1213 nucleotides long. RefSeq names its product protein Wnt-7b-like. The transcript has 4 exons. Gene Ontology annotation, biological process: cell fate commitment; multicellular organism development; canonical Wnt signaling pathway. Gene Ontology annotation, cellular component: extracellular region. Lineage: Eukaryota; Metazoa; Chordata; Chondrichthyes; Orectolobiformes; Stegostomatidae. Gene Ontology annotation, molecular function: cytokine activity; frizzled binding. The record is from RefSeq and is a predicted model, not a curated record. The coding region runs from base 24 to 1073 and encodes 349 amino acids.